Ictalurus punctatus (channel catfish) is the source of this 8185-nucleotide messenger RNA. Its product is annotated as zinc finger protein 239. The coding region runs from base 2666 to 3580 and encodes 304 amino acids. Gene Ontology annotation, molecular function: DNA-binding transcription factor activity, RNA polymerase II-specific; RNA polymerase II cis-regulatory region sequence-specific DNA binding. The transcript is spliced from 2 exons. NCBI's taxonomy places the organism in Eukaryota, Metazoa, Chordata, Actinopteri, Siluriformes, Ictaluridae. The record is from RefSeq and is a predicted model, not a curated record. Gene Ontology annotation, biological process: regulation of transcription by RNA polymerase II.
UAAACGCCAUGAAGUGAAAGCAGAAGGAGAACCCGAGCUGCAGUAUUGCUACAGACCUGACUUCUCCAUGAAAACAUUUCUGACGCUUUUACACACAAACACACACUCUCUCUCUCUCUCUCUCUCUCUCUCUCUCUCUCUCUCACACACACACACACACACACACACUCUCUCUCUCUCUCUCUCUCUCUCUCUCUCACUCUCACGGUGAGUUCAACUUGUGUUUUAUUCCUAGCAGUAAUUGGAAAUAUUUUGCAUAUUAAAAGAGUUGAGAAUAUUUCUGUGUCACUGGAGUCUGGUCAGAGAGCGAUAUGGAAAUAUACACUACAUGCAUCAUGAUAUACUACAGACCUGCUGACACUAAACAAGUAAAAAAGAAUAACCUGAAAAACUCAACGUAUGAAAAGAUGAAUUAUAUUCUUAUUUAACGACUAGUGAAGUUGAGAAAUAAUGUCUAUAAUUAUUAACAUUUCUAAUGUGCAAAAUUAUAAUAUCAGAUCUACUGCUUCCAGUGUGAAUGUAAAUGACAGAAAAUGUUUUUUAUGAUGAUAUCAUGAUAUUUGAGCUGUAUUUGAUAUAGACAGAUGUGCACAGGUAAAGCUGCAGUGUGUGCAGAAUGCUGAACAAGAAUUGAUGACAGACAGAACUGGGAUGAUUGACCAUGGUAUCGGGAGAAACUGCGAUAAAUUCCUUCUGCGAUGGUUAUGAAGUGAGACGAUUUAAACGUCUGCAGCGUUAGGAUGGAACAGAAGUGUGCUGUAUCUCGUAAUGUAUGUUUUCUUUUCUCCUGUACGAACUUUAAUAACCUGCUGACUGACUCAGAGCAGAGCUAUGGAAGAUCGUUCUCUGACGUCUUUAAUCUUCUCGUGUCCCUGCAGCCGAGCAGAUAAAACCGUGAAAGUCAGUACGUUUACAUGGACAGCAAUAUUCCGAUAUUUUCUGAUUAAGAUGAUACUCUUGAUUAAGAAACUAGCAUGUAAACAGAGAUUAUUGAUGAUCUUAAUCAGAUUAAAGUCAAACUCGAAGUAAAUACAAAUGGAAUAAAGACGUGUGGAGUAUUCCUGUUUUAGUUACAUUAUCGAUGUGCGUUAAAGACAUGUACACACCUUAAUCACACUAUUAACGUCGUGUGGGAGUUUUCACCGUAUUCUGAAACAGGACAUGUACACACACGACAGUGCUCAACUGUUUUACGGCAAACAAGACAGUACAGCUGUGUCCGAAACUGUGUAGUUACCUACUGUAUACAUUUAUUUCAGCUACUAUAUAUUAGUUAAGUAUGCGAUUUGGGACACAGCCCACGGCUUCAAGCAGUCGUCUAUUAGCACGUACAGCAUGACAAAUAAUUAACUGCACUUGAAGCGUUCAUAAAAAAUAAAAACACCCAAAACUGUAUACGGUCCCAUAAGGAAGACCAACUGUAUGUUGAUACGUGAAAUUCUGGAGGGACGUCGGACGGCGUGGUGCGGUGACGUAAUGACGUGUGCUGUUAAUCAAUCUAUGUUCUAUAACACGUAAAACAUGAACAUGUCAGGAGUAUUCUAAAAGCGACUCACGUAAACACCUUAAUCACAAUAUUGUCUUAUUCAGAAUAAGGUCAGUUAGAUUACUGCUGUCCAUGUAAACGUAGUCAUCAUUAACAAGUAAUUUAGCAAAAAGAAAACUUACUACACACUAAAGCGAGUAACUCUAAAUCUACUUAUCUAUAACAAGUGUUUAAUUCAAGUUAAGUAUUAAAAUUCAGUGGCACCAAAUACUAACAAAGUGUAUGUAAACAUUUGACUCACUGAAAAUCUAAUAUAGUAAAUAAAAGCUGAAAUAAAUAAAAAAGCUUUUAUUUUGAAAUGAUAUAUUAUUGAAAAACAGUAGAUAUAAUAAUAGAUAUAAUGCAUGAAAUGUGCAGGGUUGGUCGUAACUGUGUUAGUGAACGAUACAGCUCUCUGUGUGGGAGAAGAAUUACAUCAUUAUCACAGUCUAUAAGUGUUAGUGAUCUCGAAUUGUGCAAUAAGAAGUAUGGAUUAAGCUUUGCACCAUUUAUCUUUUUACAUUGAUAGCGUUUAGCAGAUGGCCAUUCAGCAGAAGAUCAGUAGGUAAGGGUAUGAGAGUGCCAUUGAGCUAAAACACUGUAAACGUAAAUAAAACACAGAAAGAAAAGAAAACACACAAGUCGAGGGAUUUUAUUUAAAAUGUGUUCACUCCAGUGCUUGGUGAAGAGGAAAGUCUUUAGUCUUCAUUUGAGGACCACCAGUGACUCAGCUGUUCUCCAGCCAGGGGAAGGUGAACACUCCUGUUUCAGUUGAUCAAGAACUUCUUAAGGCGAUGAUGAGAUGGUCAGGUGGACACCAUUAUGGUUGGAGCUAAAGUCUUCAGGAAGGUAGAUCUCCAGGAACGGGGUUGGUGACCACUGGUCUUCACCAUUGCUACUGUGAAGCAUGGUGGUGGCAGCAUCACAUUGUGGAGGUGUUUUGCUGGAAAAGGAUACUGUGUAUCCUGAUGGUGGUUCCAGUCGAGCUGUGGAUGGAGGAUGGACGGGAGCGUGGUGCAGAAUGGGGUGUGAUAUAUCUGGUGCAGCAGGGGGGAGCGUAGCAAUGUGGUGCUCUGCUGCACCUCUGCUCAACCAUAAUUCACAACCCCAGAAAUAUGAAGAACACCCUGUUACAAGCUGAUGUCUGGAUGGAGCUCUAGUAGUGAGCAAAAGACUUCAGAUACUAUUUCCAAAAACACUGCAAAUAGACAAAUGCCUAAAAGAAUCCAGGCCUACUCGGACUGUGGGAAGAGUUUUACUCAGACAGAGCAUCUCAGAAAACAUCAGCGCAUCCAUUCAGGAGAGAAACUGUAUCGAUGCUCACUGUGUGGAAAGAGUUUUACUCAACAGAGUACUCUCCAAACACACCAACGCAUCCACACAGGAGAGAAGCCGUACCACUGUGUCGAGUGUGGGAAACGUUUUAAUCAGCAGAAUUCUCUCCAGAAACACCAGCGCAUCCACACGGGUGAGAAACCGUACUGCUGCUCGGUGUGUGGGAAGAGCUUUACUCAGCAGUGUACUCUUCAGCGACACCAGCGUGUUCACACCGGAGAGAAACCCUAUCACUGCUCGCAAUGCGGGAAGAGUUUUACUGAAAGAGAUGAUCUCCAGCGACACCAGCGCAUUCACACAGGAGAUAAACCGUAUAUCUGCUCGCAGUGUGGGAAGAGUUUCACACAACAAAGUCAUCUACGGCAACACCAACGCACUCACACUGGAGAGAAGCCGUAUCAGUGCUCGGACUGUGGGAAGAGUUUCACCGAGAGAGGCCAUCUUCAGCGACACCAGCGCAUUCACACCGGAGAGAAGCCAUACCACUGUUUCCAGUGUGGGAAGAGUUUUAUUUCCCCGAGUAUCCUCCAGCAACACCAGCGCAUUCACACCGGAGAGAAACCGUAUCACUGCACGCAGUGUGGAAAGAGUUUCACUCAACAAAGUACUCUACAACAACACCAACGCAUUCACACGGGAGAUAAACCCUAUCACUGCUGCGAGUGCGGGAAGAGUUUCAAUCGCAACAGUCAACUCCAACACCAUCGCUGUGUUCAGUGACAUCAGUGCGGAGAACAUUAUUUAUAUACUCCAACACAGCCAAUAGCUAACUACACAAUGUUUAUGUGAUCAGUUUAGCAUUUAGGCUUAAGCUUUAAAUUAGGGAUGGAAGGAUUGAUCUGAUUUAGAUUGGAAGCGGUCAAAUAAUAGUCCAGAAAUUAACGCAAAAUCAUGGAAACUCAACAAUAUUUGGAGGAGCUUGCAAUUUCUCAAAAUAACCACAGAUUUGCAUCAAGAGGCAUCAUGUGACAUCAUUCAGUUCAAUUCAGUUCAGUUUUAUCUGUAAAGCCGUUUUAUCUGUAUAUAGUUCAAUUCAAUUCAAUUUUAUUUGUAUAGCACUUUUUACAAUAGACAUUGUCUCAAAGCAGCUUUACAGAAAUAUCAACAUGGUAUACAGAUAUUAAAGGUGUGAAUUUAUCCCAACUGAGCAAGACACUGAGUGGCGACGGUGGCAAGGAAAAACUCCCUAAGAUGUUUUAAGAGGAAGAAACCUUGAGAGGAACCCGACUCAGAAGGGAACCCAUCCUCAUCUGGGUCACAACAGAUAGUGUGAAAAAGUUCAUUAUGGAUUUAUAUGAAGUGUGUAUGGCCUUAGGAGCAGCCGUAGUCCCAGCAGUCUGGAAUUAAAGAAGAUUUGAGCUCCAUCCAGAGGCAGAAAGGAUCUGGAUCUCUAGUGUCUCCAUAAAUUCGUGUGGGGCUCGGCGAAAGGAGAGAGGGAGAAAAAAGAUAAUUAUGACUGCGAAGUAGUAGAACAGAAUCUAGUCAGGGUAGGCUUGAGUAAACAAAUACGUUUUAAGCCUAGACUUAAACACUGAGACUGUGUCUGAGUCCCGAACACUAAUUGGAAGACUGUUCCAUAACUGUGGGGCUCUAUAAGAGAAAGCUCUUCCCCCUGCUGUAGCCUUCACUAUUCGAGGUACCGUCAGAUAGCCUGCAUCUUUUGAUCCAAGUAGGCGUGGCGGAUCAUAUAAAACCAAAAGGUCGCUUAGAUAUUGUGGUGCGAGACCAUUUAGUGCUUUAUAGGUUAAUAAAAGUAUUUUAGAAUUAAUGUGAGAUUUUACUGGGAGCCAAUGCAGUAUUGAUAAUAUCGGUGUGAUGUGGUCGUACCUUCUAGUUCUAGUUAGGACUCUAGCAGCUGCAUUCUGGACUAACUGGAGCUUAUUUAUAUUCCUACUGGAACAUCCAGACAGUAAGGAAUUACAGUAAUCUAAUCUAGAGGUGACGAAUGCAUGAACUAGUAUUUCCGCAUCAUGUAGUGACAAUAUGUUUCUUAUCUUAGAAAUAUUUCUGAGAUGAAAGAAGGCUAUCCUAGUAAUAUUAUCUACAUGAGCAUCAGAUGAUAGACUGGAGUCAAUAAUCACUCCAAGGUCUUUAACUGCUGCACAUGAUGAAACAGAAAGACCAUCCAGAGUAACCAUGUGAUCAGAAAGAUUACUUCUAGCUACACGUGGGCCUAAUAAAAGUAUUUCUGUUUUUUCAGAAUUAAGUAGAAGGUAGUUAAUUAACAUCCAAUGUCUAAUGUCCUUUAUACAAUCCUCAACUUUACUAAGCUUCUGUCUGUCCUCUGGCUUCGCUGAAACAUGCAGCUGUGUAUCAUCAGCAUAACAGUGGAAGCUAAUUCCAUGUUUACGAAUAAUUUGACCUAGGGGUAGCAUAUAUAAAGUAAAGAGCAGUGGGCCUAAAACAGAACCCUGUGGAACUCCAAAAGUAACCUCAGUACGCAUGGAGAAAUCACCAUUUACAUCUACGAACUGAUAACGAUCGGUCAGAUAAGACCUGAGCCAGGAGAGGACUGUUCCCUUAAUGCAACAACAUUUUCUAAUCUAUCAAGGAGAAUAGUGUGAUCUAUAGUAUCAAAAGCUGCACUAAGUAACACAAGCAGCGAGACACAACCCUGAUCGUAGGUCAGUAGAAGGUCAUUUACUACUUUAACUAACGCUGUCUCUGUGCUAUGAUGAGGUCUAAAUCCUGACUGAUACAUUUCAUGAAUGUUAUUCCUAUCUAAGUACGAGCAUAACUGCUUUGCUACAACCUUUUCUAAAAUCUUAGAGAUGAAGGGGAGAUUUGAUAUUGGUCUAUAGUUGGACAAUUGAGACGGGUCAAGGUCAGGUUUUUUAAUCAAGGGUUUAAUAACUGCUAAUUUAAGUGAUUUAGGUACAUAGCCACUGCUUAGGGAAGAAUUGAUUAUAUUUAGAAGUGGCUCAAUUACUCCUGGACAAAUCUGUUUAAAGAAACAUGUAGGUACGGGAUCUAGUAUGCAAGUUGAUGAAUUGGCUGAAGAGAUUAAUGUAGCUAGUUCGGUCUCUCUAAGCGGAGCAAAACACUCUAAACAUUGAUCUGAUAUUGCUACAUUGUCAUGUAAUGGGUGUGUUACAGUACUGUCCGGUUUUAAUUUAAUGGCCUGUAUUUCACGUCUAAUAUUUUCAACCUUAUCAUUGAAAAAUUUCAUGAAAUCUUCACUGCUUUGUAAUGACUGAGUGUUUCUCUCUGUAGUGGUUUUAUUCCUAGUUAAUUUUGCUACUGUGUUGAAAAGGAAUCUAGAAUUGUUUUUGUUGUCUCCUAUUAAGGUGGAGAAAUAGAUUUUUCUAGCAUCGCCAAGAGAUUUCCUAUAUUUCAGUAGGCUCUCCUUCCAUGCUGUUUGAAAUAUCACCAGUUUGGUUUGACGCCGUUUACGUUCUAAUUGUCGAGUUGUCUGUUUUAAGGUUCGCGUUUGAUCGUUAUACCAGGGUGCUAAUUUUUUUUCUCUAAUUAUUUUCCUUUUGAGUGGAGCCGCUCUAUCUAGCGUGUAGCGGAGUGUUGACUCCAAGCUUUCAGUCGCCUGAUCGAGUUCUGUGUGAUCUGACGGUGAUCCAAAUCUAAUUGAUGUUUCUGCGAGGUUAUUUAUGAAGCUCGGUGCAGUAGCUGAUGUGUAGGUACGUUUUACGCGGUAGCGAGGCGAGGUGGAAAUAUUAUGAUCAAUUCGUAUUAUGAACGAGAUAAGAUAAUGGUCUGAGACAACUUCAGACUGCGGAAAAAUGAUAAUAUUUUCUAUAUUUAAUCCGUAUGUUAGUAUGAGGUCAAGAGUGUGACCACCAUUAUGAGUAGGCCCGAUUACGUUCUGAUUAAUCCCUACUGAAUCUAAGAUGGACACAACCGCUAAUCUUAGAGGGUCUUCCAGGUUAUCAAAAUGAAUAUUAAAGUCUCCGACGAUUAAUGCUUUAUCUACAGACACAACCAGGUUUGAGACAAAGUCUGCAAAUUCACUAAGAAUUUCAGUAUAUGGCCCUGGGGGUCUGUAAAUAAUAAUUAGAGGAAUUUACUUAUUUUUUGUGGCUACAUAACUUAUACUGGUAUAAAGAAUUUCAAAAGAAUUAAAUUUAUGCUUAGGUUUUUGUGUGACGAUAGAUUUUUACUAUGGAUGAGACCAACACCUCCUCCUCUACCAGUUGAACGAGGCUGAUGUACAUAACUGUAUCCAGGAGGACUGGCUUCAUUUAAUGCUAUGUACUCAUUUGGUUUAAUCCAAGUUUCUGUUAAACACAUUAAAUUACAUUCCUGGUCAGUAAUGAUGUCGUUAACACUAAGAGCCUUAGAUGCAAGAGAUCUAAUGUUUAAUAGUCCUAGCUUCAGAUCAAAAGUGCUGGCUGUGCAUUCAAUAUGAUUUAAUUUUAUGUUAAUUAGGUUACGAAGAUAGACUUUCUGAGAUUUUCUAUAUAUUUGUAUAGCUCGGGGAACAGACACGGUCUCUAUAGUAUGUAUUACCGGGCCCGGAUUUUUAGUUGAACAUUGAUUAUACUGAAUGUUGUUAUUAUUGGAAGAUGUAUAGAAAUAUAUCAAUUCAGGAUAUAGAUGUUAAAUGUAUGAAUUUAUCUCUAAUGAGCAGCCAGAGGUGACGUGGUGAGGAAAAUCUCCCUGAAACGAUUUGAGGAAGAAACCUUGAGAGGAACCAGACUCAGAAGGAACCCAUCCUCAUCUGGGUGACACCAGAUAGUGCGAUUAUAAAUAAAUACACCCCUUCUAUAAAUGUGCUAAUACUACAUGAUCAAAUAGUGCAGUUGUGUAAGCAGGAAAUUCAUUACAGUUUCUACAGCAAGUCUGUUUUGUUGAACUUCUCCACUGUUCACUGAUGGAGACUCAAGUGCAGAACUGUUUGUGGUAAUAGUAGUUCUAAAGCUAUCACAGCAUAACUGUUCAUAUGAACUGAGGUCCAAAGCAUCUUUAUGGUGUUUAAGUGGAACCGUCCUCAGUAAUCUCAGUGAUCUUUAGUCUGCACCAUGUGGGACAUCCUCAGCAGCAGCAUGUGACCUCCAACUGAUGAGAACUCCAACCAGAAGAAGGACAUCAGGAUGCAUCAGACAGGUCCGGAGAGCAGAAGGGGUCAGGAUCACUGGCAUCUCAGGUGAUAAUGUGUAUUUCUUUUAUUUGACCAAUACGGCCAGCUGAUCCACGACAUGAGAGUCAAAUCCUGCUGUUUGUUCUGAGGGUUAAAUGUAAAUAGAACUGUGCACUGAAACAUGUCAGUGCUUCCUGUCUGAUUUUAAUUUUGUGCCUCGUAGUGGAAGCAAAGCAAAGGAUUUUAACGUCUUGAGCUGCCGUCACUGCUUCACAGUAAACACUGAAAGUAUA